Messenger RNA from Vanderwaltozyma polyspora DSM 70294, 1185 nucleotides. RefSeq names its product Cip1p (gene CIP1). NCBI's taxonomy places the organism in Eukaryota, Fungi, Ascomycota, Saccharomycetes, Saccharomycetales, Saccharomycetaceae. The transcript has a single exon. The record is from RefSeq and is a predicted model, not a curated record. The coding region runs from base 1 to 1185 and encodes 394 amino acids.
AUGCUUUUCGAUAAAAUACAAAUAUCUUCUAUUAAUGGAAAUAGAAAUAGAAACACUAAUAACCAUUUUAACAAUAGUAAAAACUUGAUGGAACAUCCAACACCGUCCAAGUCAAAUGCAAAUUUAAGUAUAAAUACUUUAUUUAAUAACGAUGCCCACUCAUCUGUAUCACCUGCACCCGCAUCUGCUCCUGGAACUGGUACUGGAACUGGUACUGGAACUAUAACUUUUAAGAAUAACAGCAAUAAUGAUAUAGGAUUGGACAUCGAUAUGGACAUAAUCGAAGAAGAAGAUCAAAAUGAGGAUAACAUCUUAUUCCCACCAAACGCAUCUUAUAUCAACCAAUUAAAUCAGAAUAAUGGUAAUUCAGGAUUUAGAACCCCUGUCAACAAUUUAAGUCUACAGUCUCUAAUCAACCAACAGCAACAAUUUGGUAAUAACAGCGUCUACAUGAAAAAUUCAAACCAAGGUAGUAACAUAUCUUUAGCAAGUUCCAUAACAGAUAUCCAACCUUCGGUUAAACAGCAACAAUAUAUUUCAACCAUGUCAAAUAAUCUAUCUCAACCAUUUGUUAAUCUAUUAUUGGACGUUUAUCAAAAUUAUGUCUCUGAACCUUCAACCACCCCUUUUGAUUAUUCAAAUCCACCUUCUGGUGUUUUAAACAAAGUCGCUAAACUAUCAAUUACUGAAUCCCAGAUUCGCAAUAUCGAUAUCGGUGUAGAGAAAAACAAUUGGUUGCUAACUCUAAUAAGAUAUAGACUAUCAAAAGAAAUUAAAAACGAUUGUAACAUCUCAAGAACAAGUUCAAAUGCUUCUUUAUCCCCACUACCAUUUGCACAAGAUUUAUUGCAAUUCCAAUUCAAUAAUAAUAAUAACAACAACAUUAGCAGCAAUAAUAAUUCAAAUUUUUUAAAUGCCUAUUCCUCUUCCUCCGCCAGUGGUAUACCAAGCCAAAACAACUUAUCAUUGAGUACUUCAGGACUGCAACCUGCUUUCAUGCAAGAUUUUGGAAAGCCUUCCCCUUAUACCCAAGAAUUAUUAUCUGGUGGUUAUUCUCCCGUACCUACCAGACCUUCAACGGCCAUACAACUAAAUAGAACAAGAAGUAAUUCUUCUUUAUUACUAUUCCAAAAACCGUCACUCUCCAGAUCUGCUUCUUCUAAUGGGCCACCACCGCCAAGGUGA